Capronia epimyces CBS 606.96 is the source of this 1455-nucleotide messenger RNA. RefSeq lists its product as uncharacterized. The record is from RefSeq and is a predicted model, not a curated record. The transcript has a single exon. The annotation marks the transcript as partial. Lineage: Eukaryota; Fungi; Ascomycota; Eurotiomycetes; Chaetothyriales; Herpotrichiellaceae.
ACUCAGUCGACACCAGAGGCUUCUACGACUGCCGAAACUGACCAAACCUGGGGUGACUGGACAAGUUCUGUCGUAGCCACCACGACUCAAAUUGUACAAACACCGUCCACACAAGCAACGACUGUGUCUUCAAGCUGGGCUGAUUGGUCUGGAUUGUCAUCCACAACACCCGAAGCAACAACAUCAACUCAGUUGGCACAGACCUCUACUCAGCCGGCAACAGUCUCCUCAAGUUGGGGAGACUGGACGCAAUCAUCCAGCACAUUGGUGCAGACCUCGACCCAACCAGCAAAUAGUCAAACAACGACUAAGCCUGAAGCGACUUCCAGCAUUUGGGGUGAUUGGACUACAUCUUCGGUCCAAACUACCACCUUGGUCACUUCUUCCCAGGUACAGGAAAGCGGAUCGGCUGGUUGGUCUGACUGGGCAAGCUCAACUAGCGGGAAGAUCACCACCACAUCUCAGACAACCCCCGUCGGAACGCAGCCUCAAGGCUCAGCAAGCUCUGGCUGGAAUGAUUGGACAACAUCGCAAACAUCCCAACCAGUGAAGGCGACUUCCAUUGUCAGCUCUUCUGGAUGGUCAGAUUGGCAGUCGACUAAGCCAUCCCAACCCGCGGUCGAAACUUCCAAGGCUUCCACUACUAGUCAGGCUUCUUCAGGUUGGUCUGACUGGCAAACAGUUCCAGCCUCUUCCAAAACCAUUGAAACGACUUCCAUUGUGUGGAGCGACUGGCAGACCUCUACAAAACCAGAGACUACCCCAACACCAGCACCGACCACCACCCCAUCCAAGGCUCCUGAGGCAAGUAAGAGCUCUCAAGGUUGGGGAGACUGGCAAUCAAGCAGCGCUCAACCGGUCACAUUGUCAACCACUCCCGCUCCAGCCCCGAGUUCUGCGACUGCUCCGGCUCCUUCCAAGUCCCAGGGAUGGAAUGACUGGCAAUCCAGCUCUGUAGCCCCAACGCCUGAGAAGAGCUCAGCUACUGCUCCAUCCCCAUCCCCAUCCCAGUCCCAUGGAUGGAGCGAUUGGCAGUCCAGCUCUGUAGCUCCGGCACCAGAGAAGAGCAGUGCACCUGCUCCGACCCCUUCAAAAUCCCAAGGAUGGAAUGACUGGCAGUCCAGCUCUGCAGCUCCUGCACCUGUCCCUGCCACAACACCGGCUGAGGCAAAGACCACGCCCACACCUUCAUCUAGCCAAGCACCCGCACCAGAACACAGUCAGAGCGUCGCCUGGGGAGACUGGAAGGGCAGCAGCUCCGUUGCGCCGGCCCCGACUGCGGCUCCCGCACCCUCGCCAAAAGAAGAGUGUCAGCAAGAAACCACGACCGUUUACAUCACGCAGACGGUGACCAGCUUUGCCGGCGCUGCGCGGCCAACCGGCUCAUGGGGGGCCGGAAAGAAACAUGGCGGCGAUAGCAAUGGCCAAGGUCAGGGAUGGAAAGACUGGAGCUAG